Molecule: messenger RNA, 1484 nt
Organism: Uloborus diversus
Lineage: Eukaryota; Metazoa; Arthropoda; Arachnida; Araneae; Uloboridae
Product: zinc transporter ZIP1-like
Exons: 4
Coding region: 122-1405 (427 amino acids)
Biological process (GO): zinc ion transmembrane transport
Cellular component (GO): plasma membrane
Molecular function (GO): zinc ion transmembrane transporter activity
Source: RefSeq, a predicted model, not a curated record
GCUACUUCGCAAACCUUUCUUACAGGGGAAAGAUGUCUGAUGAAGAUGUGUUGCUAUUGGGUAGAAAUUUAGCGCCAAGAACAAAUGCGUCAGCGUCAUAAACAUCCUCAGAAUCGAAAACAUGGAUACUGUCACCGUCCAAACUAUCAUCCUUCUGGUUUUAUUGGUUGGAAAUCUUUUGUUCGGGACUCUUCCUUCAAUUUGCCUGAGACUAAUCGGAUGCUUUCCUGGUUGCGAACAACACAGCACUGGAAGCAAAUACAGAGUGGUCAGCUUCCUCAUCUAUUUCGGAGGGGGAGUUCUCAUCUCUACGUGUUUUUUGAAUCUCUUGCCUAAGUCGAGGCGUGAUUUUGAGCAGCAUGAAGAAUAUUCUUUCGAGGAACAUGCCGGUGUUCAAGAGGAAAGUCAAAUCUCCUAUUCAAAUCUAAACGAAACAAUCAAACUCUCGCAUCAUCAUAAACACGAGGAACAUUUCCCGAUGCCGGAAUUCAUUGUGCUUUGCGGAUUUUUUGCUGCAUAUGUAGUGAUGGAAGUCCUCCAGCAAUUUACCAUCCCUUUUCGCAGCACAAAACGUCUCCAUGCGGGUAUUCUGCACAAAAGAUUUUGCAGUUGUACCAAGAGAAAUAUGGAAUGUAGUAAGACUUACAAAGCUGUCAAAACAGAGCAAACAAUGUUCGGGAUGGAAAAAGAACAAGCACAGCCAACUGGUGUCAUAGAUGCUGUUCAGCAGUCAGGCAUGCACAGAUCAGUUGAUCCUACUUUAGCUGCAAAAGAAGACUUGCUUAGAUCAUCAAUAAUUGCUCAACCCUUACCAAACUAUGGUACCAUCGUGACUGCUACAGACCAAGCUAUUGCAAACCAAGCCGCAAUCAUUCCACCUACUGUAUUAGUUACGAAUGACGGUUCCCUUGCAGUUGUAAAAACUACAAGAGUACCUGUUCAUAACAAGUAUCCUAGAGACAGCGUAGUGACUGUUUUCUCUUUAUCAUUUCAAGCCAUAAUGCAAGGCAUAAAAGCUGGACUCUUUGCCUCAGCGUCACGAAGUUGGAUUGAUCUGCUACUGAUAUGCGCACAGCAGUUUUUAAUUACAUUCGUUGUGGGUUGCGAGCUUUUAGGUGGCACUGAAAAGUUACAUCAUAUAGUGCUUUUUGUCGCAGUUCUGUCCAUGAUGUCUCCAGUUGGAGUGUUGAUCUCAAUGUUCGCUUCAAAUUCUGUCACACACAUACCAUAUCUCAUUACAGGGACAUUGAAUGCCAUGACCUGUGGUUCAUUGUUGUAUAUUGUAUUUUAUGAAAUAUUACGUCAUAAUCGUCCUGAUGGCAUAAGACAUUUUCGCAAAUUUUGUGCAAUUACAUUGGGUUCUGGAAUCAUGGCGGCGCUGGAGUAUAGUCCAGAAGUAUUGUAAAUAUUUAUCUUGUUGUUUAAAUAUAUAUUGCAUUAUGAAUUUUGUAAAUUUUACUUUUGAUUAAAAUGUUUUUAAAAAA